Messenger RNA from Podospora pseudocomata, 2207 nucleotides. RefSeq lists its product as uncharacterized. The transcript has 2 exons. Bases 618 to 1196 code for a protein of 192 amino acids. The record is from RefSeq and is a predicted model, not a curated record. NCBI's taxonomy places the organism in Eukaryota, Fungi, Ascomycota, Sordariomycetes, Sordariales, Podosporaceae.
CUUGUUUCUUUUCCCAUGUUGUGCAAUUGGAGCUUAGGCGCCAAUAGACGCGCUUGUUUCAAGCCGAAAUGAACCAUCCGUUGCCAUGGAUCAACGUCGGAUCAAGAUGGCUGGCGAACAGAACGGAGACACAUAAGAUGUCGAGCUGCCUCGACGGGGCUCGCUGCUUGGAGCUUCUGUUCAGCAACACAAGCACAACACACACGUCUUUUCCUUGGGUUUUGUUUCCCUUUUUUCCUUUUUCUUAGGGUCUCUAUUUUCCUAUCUUUCCUUUGUGAUUAUCUACAGGUUUUCAACUUGGGUAUUUCUUUGGUCUUCGGUUUUCCUUGACUGCUCGAUCACCGCCAGUCACCACCAGCACAUCCACAUCUAUUCGACAUUUCUUGGCAGUUGAUCUGUCCCGAUAUCUUCCCCAAAACUUCACGCAUCCAGCCGUGAAGUAACGAAACCCUGUCCCACGGUCUUAUUACCAGUUGCCCAACAUUCCCGUGACUACUUCCUUCCCGCCUCCCCCGACGGCGCCGUUUCCAAAAUCCAAGUUUCCUCUCAGAACCGCCACCAAGGAGAGACCUUCGCUUGAGCUGGUUACCGAGUUCAACAACGCCGGGCCUAACAAGAUGCUGUUCCAAGCACCGCAGCUCGGCGCCUUGGGCGUCACAUUUACUGUCAUGAGGGCAUCACAGUUUGCGUGCCUCAUUUCUGUCAUUGGUCUUUGUGCCAACUUCAUCAACGAGAUUGCCACAGCCGAGCACAGUCCCCCAUCAGAGCUUGUCGGUGCUCUGAUAGUGGCUGUCACAGCCAUAAUCUAUGUGAUCAUCACAUACAUCUUGUACUACGACAACAUGCUCUCGAUGCUGACCACUGCUGGUCUCGACAGCCUCCUCCUCGUUGCCUCCAUCGUCGUAGCUUCCUUGAUUGGAAAGCCACUUUCCAUGCUCAACUGCGCUGCUCUCCCAUCCUCAGAAUGGUCUUCCGGCCUGUUUUCGUCCGCACCUUCCCCAAUCAAGUCGAUCAUCACCAAGACCGUUUCCUACAUCAGCUUCGUUUUGCUUGACCAGACGACCUGCUACCAAAUCAAGGCUGUGUGGGGAUUGUGCAUCACCAUCUGCCUGCUCUUCGCCUUUUCCACACUGGCCUGCCUCGGCCUCUGGCAACGCAUCCGUCGCGAGACCAAGAACAAGGAUAUUGAGGGUUAGGGGUGCGCGGGCACCUACGGAGGAGUGCGUGGUGUUGGGAAAGCAUGGGAGUCGGACGUGUCUCUUGGCACAAAGUCAAUGGCUUCCACCAAUUCCUACUACCCAAGCUUCCCCCCUCCUCCGCUGGUGCCCAUCCGCGACCGCGGAAACAGCCGUGCUCCCCCUGCGGCUUUUCUUUCUGUUGGAAAUAAUAACGCCCUCGGUUUGUCAAUCACUCAGCCGAGAUACAGCUGUGAAUCGGACGCAUCUUCCAUCAACAGCGUUUUCAGUGGCGGCAGUCCCCCGACCAAAGGGCUGCGCCCACCGCCCAGGCUACACAUGCGAGCGCCAGCCAAGACAAUGCCGACGAUCCCAGGGUCUCCCACUGAUGAGAAGGAGGGACAAUAUCAGGGCCUCUCCCCCCUGGCGUCUCGGGUCCCAGUGCUUACCUUGACAAUCCCGAACACACAAGCAACAGUCACGUCUCCCAGUAACGACAAAAUUCCUGAAGAACACAAACGGGUCCCAACUCGCCUUCCCUGUUCUCCUUUGUCGCCUAUUAGAGGCUUUAUGGCUGCUCGGCGCAACCGCAGGUCCGGCGGUGUGCCCGUCCCACCUCCCAUCGUGGUCCCUUAGCCGCCAGGCAGGAGCUCUCGCUUCAAGGAGCAAACGAGUCCCAGUCCGGCGCUGGAGACGGUAAUUUUCAGCCCACCCCCUAUUCCUAGUGCUCCCAAGAAGAGAAAGACGGUCUGGGAGGGAUGGUGGGAUAUCGGACUGUUGGAGAGGAUGAACACCAUCAAGAGAAAGGCGCUCCCUAAAUAGAUGAACGAUGAGGGACGUAAUGGAUGAUGUAGAAUGAGCCUUGGUUAGGCCGGUAAUGAUUCGGGAUUGGAACAUAAUGUUUGGGUAUGGGAAAACUGGGACAGGAUCAUCUAUCUCCCUUUGGAAGGUUGAGAUAUAAGAUAUAUGAAAUAUGCAGAAAAUAAUACAGAUGAUUAUUCAACACGACAUUCACGGGGACUUUGUUCGGGG